This is a messenger RNA of Caenorhabditis remanei, 2241 nucleotides long. RefSeq lists its product as uncharacterized. NCBI's taxonomy places the organism in Eukaryota, Metazoa, Nematoda, Chromadorea, Rhabditida, Rhabditidae. The record is from RefSeq and is a predicted model, not a curated record. The coding region runs from base 1 to 2241 and encodes 746 amino acids. The transcript has 12 exons. Gene Ontology annotation, biological process: peptide metabolic process. Gene Ontology annotation, cellular component: extracellular region; membrane. Gene Ontology annotation, molecular function: protein binding; copper ion binding; oxidoreductase activity, acting on paired donors, with incorporation or reduction of molecular oxygen, reduced ascorbate as one donor, and incorporation of one atom of oxygen.
AUGAACGACCGAAUUCUUUUCAAUUUAUUAUUAAUAUCACUAUCAUUCUGUUGUUGUUCGGCAGCAGUUCGAACGACAAAAAAUGAAGAAAUUCAGAAGUUUACGAUUCAAAUGAUCGGAUAUUCUCCUCAAAAAACAGAUGACUACGUGGCUGUUUCGGUGGAAGCAACACCUGGAUAUGUUGUCGGAUUCGAACCAAUGGCUCAUGCUGAUCGUGUUCAUCACAUGCUCCUGUAUGGAUGCACAAUGCCAGCAAGUGAACAAGGAUUCUGGAGAGGAAUGGAGACAUGCGGAUGGGGAGGAGGUAGUUAUAUCCUCUACGCAUGGGCUAGAAAUGCUCCAAAUCUCGUUCUCCCGAAAGACGUGGCAUUCUCAGUUGGACAUGAACAGGAUGGUAUCAAAUACUUUGUUUUACAAGUCCAUUAUGCUCAGCCAUUCGCUGGAGAAAUUCACGAUUUUUCUGGUGUGACAAUGCAUAUUUCUCAACGGAAACCAAUGAAUUUGGCAGCUGUAAUGCUAUUUGUCAGUGGAACUCCGAUUCCACCACAGUUACCUGCUUUCCAGAACAAUAUCACGUGUAUGUUCCAAUCAACGACUCCAAUUCAUCCAUUUGCGUUCCGAACUCAUACACAUGCAAUGGGAAGAUUAGUGUCUGCAUUCUUUAAACAUGAUGGACACUGGACGAAAAUUGGAAAAAGAAAUCCGCAAUGGCCACAACUUUUUGAGGCGAUUCCAUCGAAGUUGACUAUUGGGAGAGGAGAUCAAAUGUCUGCGUCUUGUAGAUUUGAUAGUAUGGAUAAGAAUAGAACAGUUAAUAUGGGAGCAAUGGGUGUUGAUGAGAUGUGUAACUUCUAUAUGAUGUUCCAUUAUGAUGCUAAACUCGACAAUCCAUAUCCUCAAGGAGCAAUUUGUGCCCAGGACUCUCCGCAAUUGAUGAAAGAUUAUCCAGUUGAUGGAUUCGAAUUACUUCCAUCUCGACCGGAAUUGGAGCAUCACGCACAUCAGUCAAAAGUUCCAUUUGGAAUUGUACAAGAGGCGAUUCAUGAAACAUUAGGAGGUGUUAAACUAGGGCAAGUUGCUGGAUUGGCAUUCAAUAAUCAGAAGGAACUGUUGGUUUUCCAUCGAGCUGAACGAGUUUGGGAUGCAAAUACAUUCGACAAUUAUAAUAUACUUUUGGAGAAGAGUCCAAUCAAAGAUCCAGUCAUUCUCGUCAUUUCUUAUCAGGGAAAUCAAACAAGAAUUGAGAAGAAAUUGGGAGGGGGAAAAUUCUAUCUUCCACAUGGAAUAUACGUGGAUAAAGAUGAUAACGUGUACACGACAGAUGUUGGUUCACAUACAGUAUCUAAAUGGAGAAUCGAGGGAAAUGAAUUGAAAAAUGUAUGGACAACUGGAGAGUCGAUGCUUCCGGGACCUGAUGAGAAGCAUUUCUGUAAACCAACAGGAAUCACUCGAAUCGGAGAUCAGUUGUAUGUGACUGAUGGAUACUGUAAUAGUCGAGUUGUUGUGUUGGAUUUGAAUGGAAACCGAAUUCAACAAUUCGGUUUACCUGGAGAAGAAGCCGGCCAAUUCAACCUUCCACAUGACAUUGUUUCUGAUUCUGCCGGUCGGAUAUUGGUGACUGAUAGAGAAAAUGGAAGAGUUCAACACAUGACAACUCAAGGACAUGUCAUCGAGGAAUUCAAAUCCACAAUGUUCACGAAUAUCUACUCAGCUGCCAGUCACGAAGACUACGUGUUCAUGGUUCCUGGAAGACCGAUAAUGGGCCACGAAUCAGAGGGAAUCGCUGUGUUCGUUGGAAGAUCUGGAACCGGUUUGAUCGAAUAUGCUUUUGGACCAGCGACACGUGGAAAGAGAGAACAAAUGGGACCGCAAUUCGGGCAACCUCAUUGUUUGAGAGUCUCACCUGAUGGAGAUACGAUAUUCGUUGGAGAUAUUGCUGAAGGAAAAGCAAGACUUUGGCAGUUUAAGGUUCAACGGGAAGAAUCAAUGACGUCAAUGUCUUCAAUCUCAAUUGGAUGGCCUUCUUUGGCUCCAGCAGAUGCAAAAUACAACUCAUUUUUCGUCCUAUUAGCAAUUGCCAUUCUUGUUUUGGGAGCUUAUUGUGUUAGGAGAAGAUGUCGAAAUUUGGAAAACGGAGGAUCACUUUUCGAUAAAAGAGUGAGUCGAAGCAAUGUUGGAUUCAAACCUCUACGAACCGAAGAAACCGUCGGAUUCAUCAGUGAUGGAUCGGAGAGCGAUUAA